Messenger RNA from Durio zibethinus, 2437 nucleotides. Its product is annotated as rab GTPase-activating protein 22-like. NCBI's taxonomy places the organism in Eukaryota, Viridiplantae, Streptophyta, Magnoliopsida, Malvales, Malvaceae. The record is from RefSeq and is a predicted model, not a curated record. Gene Ontology annotation, molecular function: GTPase activator activity. Gene Ontology annotation, biological process: activation of GTPase activity.
UUCUGGUCAUCUUAUUCUGCGGUUUCACCCUCUGGCAUAGCCAUCGCCGUCACUGCUAUGGCCGGCAUCGCACUCGCCGCCACCGUCAUCUACUCUCGUAGGUAAAAAAAAAAAGAGCAAAAAAAAGGUUGUCAAAAAUCGUAGCUUCAUUCUCAUUCAAAAUCUUGUCCAUGAUUACACAGCCUAGAGAGUAGAGAGCUUAGAUUGCUUUUGAUUAUUAAUUAGGUAAAUUAGAUAGAUAGAAUUCGACAUGCUUACGGAACAGAAACCUUUAAUGAGAGCCUUACGACGAAGUCACACAUCCUCAUCACCAUCAUCAUCGCCGUCAAAUACUUCUUCUUCAUCAUCGUCAUUGUGGAUUCAUUUGCGAUCGGUUUUAUUAGUUGUUGCUUCUUCGUCGUCAUCGUCAUCUUCCUCAUCUUCCUCCUCACCACUUCCAAAUGAUCGGGGUAGCCUAAAAUCACCUUGGUCUCAUAGGAGAAGAAAGCAUGCCCUUCUACCUAAACAAUGGAAAAAUUUAUUCACAGCAGAUGGGAAACUCCUUGAUGAUGGUGUCAAGCUUCUGAAGACAAUUCGAAAUGGAGGUGUUGAUCCAAGUAUUAGAGCAGAGGUGUGGCCUUUCCUCCUUGAAGUGUGGGUCAUAAAUGACCAGUUAUACCAUCUAACUUUGAUGUCUGCAUGCUUGAACAGAUAUGACUUCAACAGUUCGAAGGAAGGAAGAGAUUCUAUUAGAACUCAGAAAAGAAAAGAGUAUGAAAGCUUGCGGAAACAGUGCCGCCAAAUUCUUAAACGUAUCAAGAAGAGCUGUAAGUUGAAGGAAACUGUUGGAAACAGCUGCAAUGAAGACAGUCAAGUUCAUGAUUCUCUAGGCUUAGAGGAUGUGGUUAGUGGUAGGUGGUCACACUCCACUGAGGGAGGAAGCCCUGUGGUUGAUGAUUUUGAUCACCCUCUAUGUGAUCGAAGUCAUCAAACCCUUCUAUCUACUGACUCAUUUUUGAAGGGAGAUGUUGAUAAGAGUGUGGUCACUUGUGAAUAUGCCUCUACUGGAGAGAUAGAUUCAUCUGAUUCUGACUCCUCUGAAGAACAUGGAAACACACCCCUCGUUGCCUCAGUAAUAACUGAGGAAAAUAAUAUUGAUGAAGAUGAUAAUGAUAGCUCCUCUCCCUCCGAGAUAGAAGGCAGGUCCAAAUCCCACACGGAUGAAGAUUUUGCCACAUGGCAGAGAAUCAUACGCCUUGAUGCUGUGAGGGCAAAUGAUGAAUGGAUGGUUUACUCUCCAGCUCCGGCCGCAGUAUCAGAAAUCAAAGCACAACGGUUAGCUGAGAGUGUUGGCUUGAAGGAUUGUGAUCACUUAGAGCCAUGCAGGAUUUUUCAUGCUGCUCGUCUUGUUGCUAUCCUUGAGGCCUAUGCGCUUUACGAUCCUGAGAUAGGUUACUGCCAAGGAAUGAGCGAUCUGCUCUCUCCAAUUAUCUCAGUGGUAGAAGAUGACUCUGAGGCCUUCUGGUGCUUUGCUGGUUUCAUGAAAAGAGCUCGUCAUAAUUUCCGACUUGAUGAAGUGGGCAUUAGAAGACAGUUAAACAUCGUGUCCAAGAUAAUCAAGUGUAAGGAUAUUCAUUUAUAUAGACACCUGGAGAAUCUUCAAGCAGAAGAUUGCUUCUUUGUAUAUAGAAUGGUUGUAGUUCUUUUUCGGAGGGAGUUAAACUUUGAGCAGACACUUUGCCUCUGGGAAGUGACAUGGGCAGACCAGGCAGCGAUUCGUGCAGGUAUUGCAAAGUCUGCUUGGGGGAGGAUGAGAAUUAGAGCUCCCCCAACUGAUGAUCUUUUGCUUUAUGCAAUAGCAGCUUGUGUUUUACAAAGGAGGAAACUAAUCAUAGAGAAGUAUAGCAGCAUGGAUGAGAUAAUGAGAGAAUGCAAUAGUUUGGCCGGACAUCUGGAUGUCUGGAAGCUUCUUGAUGAUGCCCAUGACUUGGUGGUCAACCUGCACGAUAAGAUUUAGGACUAAUCUGCCUUUUUUCUUUUUUCCAAUUUCCUUCACUGAUUUUUUUAAAACUUUCCUCGACUCCUGCACCAUUUAGGGAUCCCUAAACUAAGGGAUCCAAGUUACUUGACAUUUCUGCUUGAAACAAGCGGUGUGAUAGCCAAUUCCCUGUUCCAAGUAAAUUAUGGGAUGUACCAUGAUGUAUUGCCCGCACUCGUGCUUCAUCUGAGUGAUGGUGGCAACGCUGAAAAAAUCAGCAGUUUAGAAUGUUUAGCUUGCUUGCAGUUAUUGAACGAUAGAAUCUUGCACGUUAGUUUUCUCCUUUCGUUUCGGUUCUUUGGCAUUACUGUUUACUUUUGUUGCAACCCGGUUAACCCUGUUCAGACUGGUUUCUCUUCUGGCAGCUUCUCUUUUCUCUGAUUCUUUUGAAUAAAAAAUUAAAAAUUAAAAAAAAAAAAC